Messenger RNA from Cladophialophora psammophila CBS 110553, 2106 nucleotides. RefSeq lists its product as uncharacterized. Lineage: Eukaryota; Fungi; Ascomycota; Eurotiomycetes; Chaetothyriales; Herpotrichiellaceae. The record is from RefSeq and is a predicted model, not a curated record. The transcript is spliced from 3 exons. Bases 1 to 2106 code for a protein of 701 amino acids.
AUGACAGCAAUCCCAGAGAGCCUCCCGGACCUGGUCGCGAGCCACAUGAUGAGAAUCACCCUCUCCAAUGCAGCCAUCUUUGAAGCGGACUGUAGCGUGUUGCUGCAAAGCGACGACCCAUGUUUCGUGCGAGCAGCUGAAGGGGCUGUGGCCGAUGCUGGAUUGCUUGUGGCAGGGCAGACAUUGCUUCCCACGGACCCCAAGGAGCGCCUCGCCAGGGCUCUCGAGGCAGGAAAAAAGAUCGCGGCGGUUGACUUCAAGGUCAUGGCGAUGUCCCUCGGUCAGAUGGCCAAAACCGGCGGUUGUUACUACUACAUGAUCAAUUGUUCCCCCCAGCAGAGGCAGCAAUGUGCAGCCGUCAUCGUGCACAGUCUGCUGGCGCCACAGCUGGUUGCUGUGAUCCCUUUGUACUAUCUGAACAAAAGCGGCCGACAGGCGCACGGGGAGACGGAAUCACGGUCCUUCACCGGCCGCAAGAUCCCCUACUUCGGCGAGGGUGUUGAGCCGUUUCCCCUGGAGUGGAGUCCCUUUGUGAUGCCGAUGGAAUUCGUGGGCCGUGCGAUGGGACAGCUUCGCCGGUUCGCCGCCGGGACAGUUGCGCGGUGGAAGAACCCCUACAACGACAUCGUUUUCGACAACUGUCCACGGCCACCCCUGGUGAGCCCGCGGGUGCUGCUACCCCCCGAGCAGUCGCUCCUGACGGACCACGCCUUUCUCGAGUCGCUGAGAUGUGCAUUUCGGAGCCACGGAGGCGAAUACCGGAUUGCCCCGCCGUGCGUCCGUGCGUCCAGCGGAGAUCUUGUUGUGACGCACAUGCCGUCGAGGACCCGGGCGAUGAUUGAGGUGAAGCGGCAGCUCCUUCGCUUCCCCGACAGCCGCACCAUCGAACAUGACGCCGAGUACUGGCACGGUCGUUCAGGGCAAGGCAUCUUCCACGCUUUCACCCCCUGGGAUUUCUUGCUGAGUACCGCAAGCCGGGAAGGGAAGGCGAUACUCAUCUCUCGCGACGACCUGCCUCGUGAUUGGUUCCAAGGACCGCCGAGCGUCACCCGCGCCGCAAGAUUCACGAAGGAGUUCCUCGAGCAGCACACUCUUCGAGAUAUCGAGGGUCUGACGAACCGGCAGGCCGGCGACCACGCUCGGAAGCGGCUCGCGCACGGGAUGAUCGCCAUUUUCGACCGAUAUCGACAAGACGGACGAUUCGAGGCGCGGACCAGGAUGGGCGUCCCCCCCACCCCGCCCGCCGGCGAGGGCGGGGCGGCGGAAGGUUCCGCGGUGCUUGGCGGUAGGGCCGCCGUGCGUGACUCUCCUCCGUCGGCGCCCGGCCGUCAGGAGAGCGAGGAGGCACGUGACGGCUGCGGGACCCUCUUUGAACGGCGCAUGUACCCUUCACGACAGGCGGCUCUACUAAACCGUCUUUGUGCAGAAAGCGAAAACUAUGCCGUCUACGAGCUCGGCCGCCAUCCUUCAGCGACACAUGUCUUCGCGCUUGGACGAGCCAGCAGCAUUGUGGACCUGCAUCCCGACACCCCGAUGAUCUACCUGAACUUUGCCCAGGUCGACAUGCUCCAAUUUCGACUUCAUGACAAGAGGAGACCGUCCUCGUUCUUUCAUGCGACUCACGGCAGGUCCAAAUCCAUCUUCAUCCUGAACCCCGUGCCGGACGAUCUCGACGGACCUCCGCACGACUACUUUGUCCUGCCUUCUGAAGCGUUGGACACUGAAAGCCGACGGAGACUGAACGACGAGCAGUUGAAGCAAGAGCCUUGGCGAACAUCCAGACGCGCGACGUGGCUCACGCUGAACAAUGGCGAGCCUCUCUUUGUCUACCGGACCGCGAGGCGUGACCUGGAGGCGACCUUGCUGCGGGUGUUUCGGCAGCCACUUGAUCGCCAGGACGUGUUCCUGGGCGACGAGAAAACGGGCUUGGGCACGAAGAUCUCGGUGCAAGAAUACGUCCAGACUCAGCGCGCCGUCCUGGAGGAGUACAUCUUGCUGCUGGAGGGGGGGUCGUUCCACCGCAGAGAGGAGGAGCCCUUUGAUGAGUCAUCCAGUGGGGAAUGUAGCAGUAGCGAUGAAAGCGAGGACGGUGGCGUACCGGUAUGA